Saccoglossus kowalevskii is the source of this 5505-nucleotide messenger RNA. RefSeq lists its product as uncharacterized. NCBI's taxonomy places the organism in Eukaryota, Metazoa, Hemichordata, Enteropneusta, Harrimaniidae. The record is from RefSeq and is a predicted model, not a curated record. Gene Ontology annotation, molecular function: protein binding. Gene Ontology annotation, biological process: signal transduction.
AUGUGGUGGGAUGUUGGAAAACGCAACAUACAACAGCUUACCAAACAGUAUACAGCAAAACUCAGUAAAAACUAUCACACCAUUAAACGGGAUAUCUGUAAUACAAUAGAGCAGUUAGAGGUGGUUGCCAAUGGCAACCCCGUGGUUGAGAGACAGCUUUCUGAAAAGCGAGACAUGCUCGAAAACCUUGUGAAAACUGAAGCGAGAGGCACAGCCAUACGAGCACGGCAUCGCUUAUUAAAUGAAAAUGAUGCACCAACAUCGUACUUUUUUGAACUUGAAAAACAUAAAGACUGUCAGAAUAUUCUAUUAAGAGAUCUUCCUCAGUUGUCUGCUGACCAAAAAGAGAAAUGCGACUCGGAUCUCACCUUUGAUGAACUUUCUAAGGCAGUCAAACUCCUGUCACGUGGUAAAACGCCUGGAAUCAACGGAUUACUGUGUGAGUUUUACAAACAAUUUUGGAAGGUGUUGGGCAAAGAUCUGUACGACGUUUUCUCUGCCUCUCUUGAAGAUGGUGUGUUAUCGUUGUCUUGUCGGAGGGCAGUUAUUUCCUUGUUGCCCAAAAACGGAAAUAACAAUUUAUUAAGUAACUGGAGACCGGUGAGCCUCCUUUGUACGGAUUACAAAAUCUUUACAAAAGCACUUUCCUUACGGCUUCGUGAUGCACUCGAUGAAAUAAUUCAUAUUGAUCAAUCGUAUUGUAUUCCGGGAAGACGCAUCUUUGAUAAUAUAAGUCUAGUCCGGGAUAUUAUUUCAUAUUCCAACAUUAAUAAUGUACCACUUGCUAUAGUCGCUCUAGAUCAGCAGAAAGCGUUUGACCGGGUGCAUCACAAUUUUUUAUUCAAAACACUACAGGCUUUCGGUUUUGGCGAAGCCUUUAUUAAACAUAUUAAAUUAAUUUAUUCUGGAGCACAGAGUCUCAUUAGAGUCAACUCGACACUCACAAAUCCUGUCAAUUUUCUACGCGGAAUACGACAGGGCGACUCACUCAGUGGUCAGUUGUACUCUAUUGUUAUUGAGACACUCUUGAACAAAAUACGCAAAGAGAGUGGUAUGCAGGGUUUUAAGACCCACAAUUCAAAUAAUAACCCGACACAUCUAACAGCAUAUGCUGACGAUGUCAGCUUUUUUAUUACACACAACGACGAUUUUCUGAAAUUAAGCAAAUGGAUACAUAUAUAUGAGGAGGCAUCAAACUCAAAAAUUAAUCUUAAUAAGUCGAAUGGUCUCUGGGCAGGAGGUUGGAAAACACGGACUGAUAAACCAUUAUCCAUUACGUGGAACAAUGAGGGGCUAAAGGUGUUUGGCACGUUUCUUGGGAAUAGCGAUGCAUACAUGGCACAGAAUUGGGAUGGCAUUACAGAUAAAGUGAAAUCUAAACUUGAAUGGUGGGGAAGGUUUUCACCUAAGAUGUCCUACCGAGAUGAGCAUGUGUCACCUGUUUUAAAUCGUCUUUGGGAGUCAGGUAAUGAAAUGGAAAAGCUGUGUAUUAUUUCAAAGGUGAAUGCCGAAGUACUAGAUAAUGUGACCUUCCAUUCUGAAACACUUUCCGAAGAACUACUGUCAGUGACGAAGAUUUUUGAUCAGAUGAAACAAUAUAAAACAGGCCGUGAAGCCAGAAAGAAAAAAGAAAAAGAAGAGGCAGUACAGAUCGAAAAACAACAACUGCUCGAUCAAGCAAAUCAUUCGUAUCAGUCCACGCUCACUAUGAUUGAAGUCACUGACAAGGCAACUGAAGAUGCAAACAAUAUCGUCAAGAAUGCCAAGCAAUUGGCAAACGAUUACGGAUUGACGAAUGAAGAGAUGUUAGAAAAAGCUGAAAUGAAAUUAACCACUGUCAAAAACACUUCAACAGAAACUAAGAAGAUUAUAGGUGAAGCGAAAUCAACCUUAAGUAAAAUGACACAAUUUGUGAAAUUAAACAAUGCUCUAUAUGAUGUACAAGAAUCUGACAAGAAAAUGAAAGAAUAUGUUAAACAAAUUAAAUCGUCAUCUGAGACUGCAAUAGCACAAGCACGUGAAGCAGAGUGGCUUGGUACUAAUGUUAUUGAAAAGGUGAACACCUUGAAAAUGAAAGACGAAGCUAAAUCAAUUGUAAAAAAGGCAAGAAAUGUUGCAACUUCGGUAAUACAGGAUGCAGAAUCCGCAUCGGAUUCAGCCCUUGAAUUAGAAAAUUUAUUUGACCGUAUGAACAUUAUUGCUGACAGUGUCAUGACUAGUGAGGUGAAAUCUCUAAUAACAGAGCUUAAACAGUCAUCUAAGGAUGGGAGACAAGCUGCAAAAAAAGCAAACGAUCAUUCAGAUACAAUUGACAACUUAUUAGCAAGAGAUGAUAUACAACAUAUGAAAAAUGCCAUAUUGGAAACUGAAAAAGCCAUAAAUAAUGCGGAAACUGAGUCAGUUAAUAUGAAAAAGCUGCUUGCAAAAUCUACUGAAUUGAAAGGGCAAGUGGAAAUAUUUAUUCAGAAACAUUCACUUGCUGUUACAGCCAAAGCACGUACAGAUGAAGCAAAACAUAUUGUUGAUGACCUUCGUGAACAACUUAAAGAAACAGCAGUAAUAAUUAUAAAAGCUAGGGAUAUGCUUAGUCAGGAAAGUGUUUCAUGUGAACACAUUUUUCAAGUGUCUGUAGAAGAACAAAGAAAAGAAAACUCGAUUCAUGUCUCAAACUGGGAAACUGAUUUGAAAGAAGCUGAAAGAAAGCAAAAAGAAGCAUCAGAGUUGUUGGAGGAGGCAAUACAGUCAGUUGAUCAAACUACACAUGCAGCACAACAAAUAAACCGCAAUUAUAGAUCAAAGGGGUCUGUAGAUCCUACAAACGAAAAAGUAAACUUGGAAAAGGCAUUUGAAAAGACACAAUCUUCAGUUGGGAAAGCAAGGCAUGUUGGAGAUGAAGCUAAAACAUUAGCAACACAAAUUGUUAACCAAAUUUCUGAAUGCCGGACGCAACGCGCUGCUGAUGGGACACUUCUGAAAGCAAGAGACUUAGCACAGGUUAUUUCAACUGAACUAGAUAUAGCGAAUUCCAUAUCAACAGAUGCCAAUGAAAUUGUUGUUAAAUUGCUUUCCAGUAUAGAAAAUAUAGCUACAGUGACAGAUGAACUUAAAUCUUCUGAUCGCAAAGGAAAGGAAAAUGCUGCAACAUUGCAGAAGCUAAUGACUGACAUAAAGGAUAGAAUCUCUACCACAGAAAGAACUAGAAAUUAUGACGAGUUGGAUUUAUUGAAACAAAGUAUUACUAGUCUCAAUGAAUGGAUGAAGAAAAUCGAUGAAGAAGUUGAAGAUUUAAAGGAAACUAACAAGAACUCUCGCAAAACAGUCGAUGAUAUUAUGAAACAUGUUGCAGCACAUAACAAGGCUGAAACAGUCACAAAAACAUAUCCUGUUAUUGAGGAAGUAAAACGGUUUGCUAUGGAAAUCCGUGAAAAAUGUAAAACUUCAAGCCAAUCCGUUACAAAUACCAAUCUAGCUGCUGAGCAGUGUGGAGCAGACACGGAUGAAGCAAAACGAGUAAUUCAAGAAGCUCAGGAUGCAGCUCAGGAUACAAACAAUCGCAUAAGUGCAGUUUUAUCUUCAGUGGAUGAUAUCGAAAAAGCGAUAGAUGACCUGAUUGCUACAUUUAAAAACAGCGAUAAAACAGAUCAUGAUGUGACGAAAUACAAAGAAGCACUUGACAAAUGUGUUGAUAAUACCAAACAUUGUUUUGAAAAAGUGAAUGAAGGAAUAAAGAAAUCAGAUACAAUUAUCAAAGACAUGGAUUUCAAAAAUACAAAGCACUGGAUCCUUAAAAAGUUUGUAUCACCAAAUAAGGAUAUAUUGUGUAUUAUCAGAGCUCAUUCUUGCGUUUUAGAACAUGUAGAUGUUACAUGCACCACGAAUAACGACCUUAUAGACACUGCAAUUGGCGAAUAUGAGGAGUUGCUUAGCAACGUAAUUACUCUGGAACCUCAAAAUGUUACACUGGAAAGGUCCAUACUGGUUGCUGUACCAUACAUGCCGCAGAUGCGUAUGAGAGGAUUUGAAGUACUUGUCAAAUCAAUGGGUCAAAAUGGCGAGUGGAAUGUGGUGGCAACUAACUCGACUGAGAGAAAAUUUGAAAAAUAUCAGGGGUUAUUAUUUGCAGAAGUUAAUGUUAAAAACCUGUCUACAUUUGUUGUGGUGUUGAGAAUCGUUAAAGACUGUCAAUCGAUUGGAAAGACAUGUGUUACAGUGAUGUCAUCAAUAGAUCCGAAUGUCUCUGUCACAUAUGAAAAAGGAACCUUUCCAUGUCCCACUGAUGCAACUUUGCAGGUGAUACCUACUAAUAUACAACCUCACCAAAUGGAAACACUUGGAAAGCAAGUUUCAAAAGCAUCCCCAGUGCUUCACUUAUCACAUGGACGUAAAUUAGACAAGCCACUAACGGCGACAUUACCUAUGAAAAUGUUCAGCCAAUACACGAAAGCCGAUAAAGAAGAUGAAAAAAAAAUUGGCGGUAACAGAUCAGGAUUAAAGAUGAAUGGGAAACAUUCGCUGGUCGGAAAAUCUCAAAGAAAGGAAGUAGCAGGACCCAAUAACCACGGGGAAACAGUGGUAUUGGUAAAAAACAGAGGAACAUCAUGGCAAAUGCCGAAAACUGACAUUCAACAUGUGAAUAAAGGUUCAGUCACAGUCACAAUACCUGAGGGUUACAAUAUUGUUUUGGCAAUGGAGAUGAGAGAAGGUUCAUCAAUGCUACCUCCAAAAGCUGCAGCGGAAUUAGAGAAGUGUAGAUUUGUUAACUUAGUUAAGGUUAUUCUUCACCACUUUACGGAAGACAAAUCAAGGAUUGUAGUUCAGGUUGCACCAGCAGAUCAGUGUGAUGAGAUUAUGAGCCAACUGGAAGAAAAAGGUUUUGAAGGACCACCAUUGCCAAGUGAUGCAGUUGAGAUCAGGGAACGACAACUGUUCAAUGUCAAAUUCAGAAAUAAUAUCCAACUGACACACCAGGAAGCCAAGCACAGUAUCACGUUCUAUGCAGCACUUUCAAAUUAUAUAGAGCUCUUUGUCAAAGAAGUAGAUCCAUAUAGAAACUUCAAUGGCGAUUUUCAUCGUGGAGUAGCAGAAUUCUCCAAGAAAGAUAAUGACCAAUCCAAAUUGUAUGUUGACCCAGCUGAGGUCGAAAAUGAAUGGACAUAUAUGACAGAGUUACCUGUGGCUUUGCCCAAGUUGCCACAGAUGACCCGUGAAAGAACAAGAGUCAAAACUGCUAGUGCAGGACCUUUGAACAACGUAUGUCUUCAAGAUUUAGCAAAAGAACUAGGAAGGGAGUUUGAAGCUCUUGCAACAUAUCUUUCAAUCGACCCACCUCAGUUGCAGCGGAUCAAAGCACAGAAUCCCAAUAAUACACAGCAGCAGAUAUUUGAAAUGUUGGUGACCUGGAGAAAUAAAACUAAACGAUCUGAAAAUAAAAUGGCAAUACUGACCAAAGCUUUACGGAGUUGUGAUCGUGUUGACCUAGCUGAGACACUUGAAGCAGAAAAGUGA